Molecule: messenger RNA, 2800 nt
Organism: Oncorhynchus mykiss (rainbow trout)
Lineage: Eukaryota; Metazoa; Chordata; Actinopteri; Salmoniformes; Salmonidae
Product: proteinase-activated receptor 1
Biological process (GO): positive regulation of blood coagulation; phospholipase C-activating G protein-coupled receptor signaling pathway; thrombin-activated receptor signaling pathway
Cellular component (GO): plasma membrane
Molecular function (GO): thrombin-activated receptor activity
Source: RefSeq, a predicted model, not a curated record
GCGACUAUGAACUAUCUGAAAGCGACAGUUUAGUACAGUUUUGUACAGCAACAGUGAGGAGACAGACGAAACAUAUAGAUUAAAAAACGUUUCCAGAUCUAGCAGAAGCGCUGUAGGCUUUAUUAGUAAACCUGUUCAUCUUUAUGGGACUUAAUUGCAGUUCUGGGAGGAUGUUGUAUAAAACUGUUCUUAUCCUGGCAGCCGUGCAUGCGGCUUCGUCCGCGGUUUAUAACGGCAGCGCCAUCGUUAGGACCUUUGCCAGGCGAUUAGUCACGGAAUGGCCCCUGGUCACAGACGAGCCUAUAGAUCUGGACCUGCUGGACUACUACCCAAACGAAGACAGAAAUGGGCCCGGAGGCAGACUCAACCAUGGAUCCGCACCGGGACAGAGAGUUGGGUUUAUUAACGGGUCCAGACUGGGACAGGUGGAACUGGGCUCGGUCAGGAAUGUUACAGGAGUCUGGUCUUACGCUAUCUCUGUUACGGCCAACGACUUCCUGACAGGCCGUCUGUCCACCAUCUUCAUCCCGACGCUUUACACCGUCGUCUUCCUCAUCAGCGUGCCCCUCAACACUGUCGCCAUGGUGACCUUUGCCCGACAGAUCCGUCCCAUGAAGCCGGCGGUGAUCUACAUGCUGAACCUGGCGGCCGCUGACCUCCUGUUCGCCCUAUUGCUGCCCUUCAAGAUCGCCUACCACUACAGUGGCAACGACUGGGGCUUCGGCGAGGGGAUGUGCCGCCUGGUCACCGCCGCCUUCUACUGCAACAUGUACUCCUCCGUCCUCCUUAUGACCUGUAUCAGCGUGGACCGCCUGCUGGCCGUGGCCUACCCCAUCAACUCCCUGGCCUGGAGGAGUCCACGUAACGCAGCCCUGGCCUGCAGCUCCAUGUGGGUCCUGGCUGUGGGCGGCUCGCUGCCCCUGGUCCUCUCACAGCAGACGGUCUACUACGACCCACUGGGCAUAACCACCUGCCAUGACAUCCAGGACCUGAAGCUGUUAGAGGGGCGCUACCUCUUCUUCUUCCCCAUUCUUUCCUGCACCCUCUACUUCCUGCCGCUGUUCAUCACGGUGACCUGCUACACCCGGGUGGUGCAGGUGCUCAACAGGGCUCCACACGGCGUCAUAGGUCGUUCAAGGCAGAAGGCACGGGCAGUGGUGAUGGUGGUCAUCGUGCUGGUGGUGUUUGUGAUCUGUUUCACGCCCACCAACGCCAUCCUUCUGGCUCACUACCUCCAGAUUGGUGGGCGGGUGACGGGGGAGCCGGACGCCACUCACGUGGCCUACCUGGUGUCUCUGUGUGUGGGGAGCAUAAGCUGCUGCCUGGACCCCCUGGUCUACUACUUUGGCUCGUCCCGGUGCCAGAGGCAGCUUGCGGCGGCUCUGGGGUGCCGGGCGGCCACAGAGGGAGGAAAGAAUCUGGCCUCAUCCUCUGGUUCUUCCAGCACCAGCACCAGCACCAGGAUAAGUAAGGUGGAUGCCUUCCAGGCCAGCCUCAGCAGCCAGUACAAGAAACUCCUGGUCUGAUGGAUGGAGACACAGAGAGCUGUUUCUGAUUAAUUUACUAAAGUGAAGAAUAUAUAUUUCAUUGACUGAAGUGAAGAUUAUAUAUUUAGUAUGUACACUGAGUAUACCAAACAUUCGGGAACACCUUCCUAAUAUUGAGUUGCAAUCCCACCCUCUUGCAUUUAGAACAGCCUUAAUUCAUAGGUUGUCGACUCCAAUGCUUCCCACAGUUGUGUCAAGUUGGCUGGAUGUCCUUUGGGUGGCGGACCAUUCUUGAUACACACAGGAAACGGCAUGAACAAAUAUAGCAGCAUUGCAGUUGCUAACACAAACCGGUGCGCCUGGCACCUACUACCAUACCCUGUUCAAAGGCACUUCAAUCGUUUGUCUUGCCCAUUCCUCUGAAAGGCACACAUACACCAUCCAUCUUUUAAUUGUCUCAAGGCUUUGCCUGUCUCCUCCCCUUCAACUACACUGAUCAGUCAAUGUCAUGGAAAGAGCAGGGGUUCUUAAUGUUUUGUACACUCAGUGUAUUUCCCCUUUUUCAGACAGUGUAUAUAUGGUCUUAAAGAUAGCCAUGGAGCAAGCUAGGUUUUUUUCUGAGGAGAUGGAAUGGAUUUGGGUUCGUACGUUGAAUUCAGUCAGACGUUCAUCUGUAGCCUGUGACUCCUGGGCCUGGUUUAGCUAUGCCCAACUAUAUGAAGAAGAUACAUUUUUUUAACCGUUUAUUUAACUAGGCAAGUCAGUUGAGAACAAAUUCUUAUUUACAAGGAUGGUCUACACUGGCCCAACCAGUGCAAGAAGCUGCUGGUCUGAUUGAUAUGGAUCAAAGCUGUUUCUGACCUGAACCCAACCACCAAGAAGGUACAUUAGGGUGAGAGAAAAAUGAACAUUUCCAUGUAUAAAAAUGUAAUGCAUGAUAAUGUAUACCAUCUUUAAAUUUGUAUCUUAAAUAUAUUUCCCGUUGAAGUUGCUAUUCUUGAAGUAGGUUUAUGGUCCCCAAAGCAGUGUCUACGAAGUUUGAUUGUUUGUGGUAACGGAAUUACAAAGGGGUCUUUGUUCAAUCGUGUAUUGUACCAUUUCUUAAAAGAACACUGUGGACAAUACAAGGAAAUGCUUUUAUACGCAGGUUUAGUGAGCUCACGUCCAUGCCUGUAGUGUAGGAUCUGUUUCUGUUAACAUUUACCAUUUUUUCUAUGUACAAAUAUUUACUCGGCAAUGUGAAAUGUAUAGCCUAUUGUCAGUGUUGCAUAGAAAUACCAUUGCACAUAUAUUAAAUUGCUACAAUAACUUUA